AUGCAAGUAGAAAAUUGUACUGCUGUAUUCAAACUUUUACCUAAGAAAUUAAGAUUUUCGCGUGAAGAUUUCACUCAACUAGCUAGAUUUGGAAUUAACACAGAGUAUAAUCCCAAGAGAUUUCAUUCAAUAAUUAUGCGCAUUCGAUUAAAAGAAAAUAGAACAACUGCUGCACUCAUAUUCGAGUCUUCAAAAGUGGUCCUUACUGGAGUUCCCAACCCUGAACUAGCUAGAAAAUUGGCUUGGAAAGUCACAAAAAGAAUUUUUGCCUCUAACAUGGCAGCUGGAAAUGAAACUUCUUCAAUUAGGCCAAGGAAUCUCCGAGUCACCAAUAUUGUAGGUGUCUAUUGCCACCUACAACGUUUGGCUAUUGAGCAACUUUACACACAACUUGGAAACAACAAAAAUUUUAGACAAGUGUUUUACGAUCCUACAAUUUUUCCAGCACUUAGAUUUAAACUUGAAGAAGCUUCAUGUCUUUGCUACAUCUCAGGACGUGUGAUAUUGACGGGAAUUAAAUCGCAAGAACAGAUGAAAGGGAUAUUUGAAAAUAUUCUUUUACCCCUAUUUGUAAAAUAUACACGAUAA
Meloidogyne enterolobii is the source of this 588-nucleotide messenger RNA. The record is from the annotation of a GenBank genome assembly. Lineage: Eukaryota; Metazoa; Nematoda; Chromadorea; Rhabditida; Meloidogynidae.